AUGUCGACGAUCGCCAAUACCCAGAGCUAUGCUGACUGCGCGGCUCACCACGGUCUCAGGAGAAACCUCGAUUUGGACACAGCUUUUGACAAUAACAACACCACCCUUGGUGAGACCAAGGGAAAGGUGCCGUACAGUGUCAAGCACAGCUACCGUGGCCGGUGCACAGACGCCGACCUGACGAUGCUCCAAAAGCUGGAAUCUCGUUGUCGAUCUCUUUUGCGUCUGCAACACGUCGCUUGGUUCGACGGCGACGCAGACGGCAUCAUCUGGCCGUUGAACACCUACCGCGCAUUCUGCACGCUUAACUUCUGCAUAUUCCUUUCCCUGCUCGCCACGUUCAUCAUACACGGGCCCUUCAGCUAUCUCACGCUGCCCAGAUCCGGUAGGCGCCUCACCGACUGGAUUCCCGACCCGCGCCUGCCAAUCUAUGUCGCCAACGUCCAUCGAGCCAACCACGGUUCCGACAGCGAGGCGUAUGAUCGACGCGGCUACUUGCAGGGGAGAAAAGUCGAGUACGGAAAGAGCAGGGAUAUCAUAAAUCUGUUUGACUUCUUUGGUGUCUUUGCGUAUACAAUCGAAUUUGACGGCUACUGCAGCAAAGGGGGCAUCCUUAUCAUCUACGACGGCUUAGUGUUCCCAGUGCUCGCCUCCCGUCGCCACGAAAAAGGCGCCUUCACGUCAAAGUGCAGCACCUGA
This is a messenger RNA of Tilletiaria anomala UBC 951, 699 nucleotides long. RefSeq lists its product as uncharacterized. The coding region runs from base 1 to 699 and encodes 232 amino acids. NCBI's taxonomy places the organism in Eukaryota, Fungi, Basidiomycota, Exobasidiomycetes, Georgefischeriales, Tilletiariaceae. Gene Ontology annotation, molecular function: calcium ion binding; monooxygenase activity. The record is from RefSeq and is a predicted model, not a curated record. The transcript has 7 exons.